AUGGGCCUUGGUGGGGGCACUGGCAACGUUCCCUUUGCCAGCUCUGCCUCUCGAGAUGCUUACCAAGCAGCUCACCGAGCCUGUGCUGCAAAUGACCGCUUGAGCCGGAAUGUCUCAAGUCCUUCUAGACGCAGGGCUCGAUCGCCCUCCGAGGACUCUGAUUCUGACGAUCAGUCGCUAUCUCAGAGGCGUCGGCGACGAGCCCCUCGCACGAUGCCCGACUCAGGCCCAUCAUCUAUUCCUUCUCCUCCACAUGCAGCUGUCUUUACUCCAUCCCCUCAGGUGACUCCACCUCCAAUCCCGAGCCAUGCAGUUGAUCCCCCUACUUCAUCCAGUAAUCAAGCCGAGCCCCCAUUGGCUCAUCCUUCCACCUCACAACACCCUCAUGGCUAUGCCACCUCAAAACACGCUCAUGAUGAUGAAGCUGGCCCCUCGGAACGACCUUCCACUGUUUCGACUGUAGUACCUCCUCAGGGGCCUUCUUCAGCUCCUUCUAGUACAACCACCGAGCCUUCAGCUCCUCCCGGCUCAGCUGCGGGUCCCUCAGGACCCCCUCCGCUUAUUUAUCAGAAUUAUUGCAUUACUCUUCUGUCUGAGGAGCAGUUAUGGUCUCAGACAGAUGUUCCCACCAGCUCCCUAAAGAUAAAAGGUCGUCUGGCCACUAUAUGGGAAGAAAGCCUGCGGUAUAUGGAUUCCUUGCCUCCCCCGACCCAGAUGGACCGAUUUGCAGAGUUAUAUAUCAAGAUACUUCUUAAUAAGAUGUUGCGAGACCGUGUUGCCGAACUAGAAUUGCAACUGAAUGAUCCUGCCCAGGCCAGCCAUGCUUUGCGAGCGGAAAUAAAAACUUUGACCAGCAGGAAGAAUAGUCUAGAAGUGUCCCCAGCUCUAACCAACCACGAACUUGAAGAGCUCUAG
Molecule: messenger RNA, 915 nt
Organism: Zingiber officinale
Lineage: Eukaryota; Viridiplantae; Streptophyta; Magnoliopsida; Zingiberales; Zingiberaceae
Exons: 3
Coding region: 1-915 (304 amino acids)
Source: RefSeq, a predicted model, not a curated record